AUGGUGAGCGAGUCCCCGGGGCCCGGCGCCCGCGUGCCCUGGCGGCGGAGCGACGAGGCGCUGCGCGUGAACAUCGUGUCGGUGCUGCCCUUCUAUCUCACGCUGCUGGCCGGCGUGGCGCUCGGCGACCAGGGCGGCGCGGGCGGCGAGGACCUCGGCGACCUGGGCAAGGUGGUGCAGGUGUUCCGCCUCAUGCGCAUCUUCCGCGUGCUCAAGCUGGCGCGCCACUCCACCGGGCUGCGCUCGCUGGGCGCCACGCUCAAGCACAGCUACCGCGAGGUGGGCAUCCUCCUGCUGUAUCUGGCCGUGGGCGUGUCCGUGUUCUCCGGUGUGGCCUACACAGCCGAGAAGGAGGAGGACGUGGGCUUUGACACCAUCCCCGCCUGCUGGUGGUGGGGCACAGUGAGCAUGACCACCGUGGGCUACGGGGACGUGGUGCCCGUGACUGUGGCUGGCAAGCUGGCGGCCUCGGGCUGCAUCCUCGGGGGCAUCCUGGUGGUGGCGCUCCCCAUCACCAUCAUCUUCAACAAGUUCUCUCACUUCUACCGGCGCCAGAAGGCUCUGGAGGCUGCCGUGCGCAACAGCAACCCCCGGGGGUUUGAGGAUUUGCUGAGCAGCGUCGUGGAUGGAGUGUCAGAGGCGUCUCUGGAGACAUCCCAUGAGACCUCCCAGGAGGGCAGGUCUGCAGACCUGGAGGCCCAGGCCCUGAGUGGGCCUCCAGACCCUCAGGUUUAUUAAAGCCAGGGCUUCGUGUCCCCCUUCCCACAUCCCUACAGUCAGCAGAAGCAGCAGAGAUCCAUCCCUGCUUACAACGUUUUCAUGGUGGCACGACCACUCAGCAUCUGGGGCCUGUCCUCUAAAGGCCAGGACCAGGGUAGUGAUGCCCUAGGUUCUGCGAGCUUGGAGGACAGCCCAGAAACUUCAUAAAUGAACCUCCAAGCUACUGUGAAGCAGGCAUGUGCUAAAGAGAAAAUCAAAAGGAUGCUACCAGGUCGUGAACACUCCCUGUCUGUCAGCCCUGUCACACCCAGCCCUGUGUUGGAGGAUGAGAAUUAUCCCCAUUUUGCAGAUGAGGAAACUGAGGCUCAAAGAGGUGCAAUGAUUCACCCAAAU
Messenger RNA from Suricata suricatta (meerkat), 1113 nucleotides. It is a transcript of the gene KCNS1, whose product is annotated as potassium voltage-gated channel modifier subfamily S member 1. Gene Ontology annotation, biological process: regulation of delayed rectifier potassium channel activity; potassium ion transmembrane transport. Gene Ontology annotation, molecular function: delayed rectifier potassium channel activity. Bases 1 to 738 code for a protein of 245 amino acids. Gene Ontology annotation, cellular component: membrane; voltage-gated potassium channel complex. The transcript is spliced from 3 exons. The record is from RefSeq and is a predicted model, not a curated record. Lineage: Eukaryota; Metazoa; Chordata; Mammalia; Carnivora; Herpestidae.